Molecule: messenger RNA, 3266 nt
Organism: Myotis myotis
Lineage: Eukaryota; Metazoa; Chordata; Mammalia; Chiroptera; Vespertilionidae
Gene: GGA1
Product: golgi associated, gamma adaptin ear containing, ARF binding protein 1
Exons: 18
Coding region: 687-2375 (562 amino acids)
Biological process (GO): intracellular protein transport; vesicle-mediated transport
Cellular component (GO): trans-Golgi network
Molecular function (GO): small GTPase binding; ubiquitin binding; phosphatidylinositol binding
Source: RefSeq, a predicted model, not a curated record
CUCCCGAGCGCUCGUGUGCGCCGCUCCUGCGCGUCGGGGCGGACGUUGCCCCUUUAAUCGGCGGAGGGUGGUACCGAGGAGGUCCCGCGAGAGUCGAGGGGGGCGGGGGGCGGUGCCGAGGCUGGGGGCCCGUGGCGGAUGGAGGCCGAGAUGGAGCCGGAGACUCUGGAGGCGCGAAUCACCCAGCCCCUCAGCCUCUGCACCUCCACCCAAGGCUCCUUUCCCAGCCGUUGCCGAACUUCCUCCAAAGGCCCCUGAACCCCUUUCUCCGAAUCUUCAGACACUGCUUCCUACCGCCCAGGCUCCUGAGCCCUCCACCGAGCUCCCUGCCCUGCAGUGCUGACAUUCCUGGCUCUCACAGCCCGCUCCCGGACUCUGCCCCAGAAAGCUGUGGGUUGCUUCUCCCUGGGCUAGUGUUGGACCCAUGCCUGUGCCAGGGCCUCGGGGAGGCCUCUGGGUCUACGCUCAGCUCAGCACCUCGGCCUCGGGCACAGCAGGAAGCUUCGAGGGACAGAGCCACGAACCCCCUCAACAAGGAGCUGAACUGGGCCAGCAUCAACGGCUUCUGUGAGCAGCUCAACCAGGACUUUGAGGGGCCUCCACUUGCCACCCGGCUAUUGGCCCACAAGAUCCAGUCCCCGCAGGAGUGGGAGGCGAUUCAGGCCCUGACGGUGCUGGAAACGUGCAUGAAGAGCUGCGGCAAGAGGUUCCACGAUGAGGUGGGCAAGUUCCGCUUUCUCAACGAGCUCAUCAAGGUUGUGUCUCCCAAGUACCUGGGCUCUCGGACAUCAGAGAAGGUGAAGAACAAGAUCUUAGAGCUGCUCUACAGCUGGACGGUCGGCCUGCCCGAGGAAGUGAAGAUUGCCGAGGCCUACCAGAUGCUCAAGAAGCAGGGGAUAGUGAAGUCCGACCCCAAGCUUCCAGAUGAUGCCAUCUUUCCCCAUCCUCCUCCUCGGUCCAAGAAUGUAAUCUUCGAAGAUGAGGAGAAAUCCAAGAUGCUGGCCCGCCUGCUGAAGAGCUCCCACCCGGAGGACCUCCGGGCGGCCAACAAACUCAUCAAGGAGAUGGUGCAGGAGGACCAGAAGCGGAUGGAGAAGAUCUCGAAGCGGGUGAGUGCCAUUGAGGAGGUGAACAACAAUGUGAAACUGCUGACGGAGAUGGUGAUGAGCCACAGCCAGGGCGGUGCUGCAGCCCAGAGCAGUGAGGACCUUAUGAAGGAACUCUACCAGCGCUGUGAGCGGAUGCGACCCACACUCUUCCGACUGGCCAGUGACACAGAGGACAAUGACGAGGCCUUAGCGGAGAUCCUGCAGGCCAACGACAACCUCACCCAGGUGAUCAACCUCUACAAGCAGCUGGUGCGGGGCGAGGAGGUCAACGGAGAUGCUGCUGCCGGCUCCAUCCCUGGGAGCACCUCGGCCCUGUUGGACCUCUCAGGCCUGGAUCUCCCUCCUUCAGGCACCACCUACCCAGCCGUGCCCACCUGCCCUGUCACCCAGGGCAGCUCCGAGCAGCCCAGCGCCUCCAUUUCCCUGCUUGAUGAUGAGCUCAUGUCUCUGGGCCUGAGUGACCCCACACCACCUUCAGGCCCAAGCUUGGAGGGUGCUGGAUGGAACAGCUUCCAGUCAUCUAAUGACGCUGAACCCCCCGCCCCCGCUCCAGCACCCAGCACGGACAGUUGGCACCCCGUUCAGACAUCCCUGCCAGCGAGCAGUGGUCUGGAUGACCUGGACCUCCUGGGGAAGACCCUGCUACAGCAGUCACUGCCCCCGGAGUCCCAACAAGUGCGGUGGGAGAAGCAGCAGCCCGCCCCCCGGCUCACACUCCGGGACCUGCAGAAUAAAAGCAGCGGCAGCUCACCCAGCGCCAGUGCCGCCAGCCUCCACAGCACGUCCCCUGAGCCCCUGGGGCCUCUGCAGCAGCCCACACAGACUGAGCUCUCGUUGGCCAACAUCACUGUGCCCCUGGAGUCCAUCAAACCCAGCAGCAUCUUGCCGGUGACCGUGUACGACCAGCAUGGCUUCCGGGUCCUCUUCCACUUCGCCCGAGACCCGCUGCCUGGGCGCUCCGACGUGCUGGUGGUGGUGGUUUCUAUGCUGAGCACCGCCCCCCAGCCCAUCCGCAACAUCGUUUUCCAGUCAGCUGUCCCCAAGGUCAUGAAAGUGAAGCUGCAGCCACCCUCAGGCACAGAGCUGCCGGCGUUCAACCCCAUCGUCCACCCCUCAGCUAUCACCCAGGUCCUGCUCCUCGCCAACCCCCAGAAGGAGAAGGUUCGCCUCCGCUACAAGCUCCUCUUCACCAUGGGCGACCAGACCUACAACGAGAUGGGGGAUGUGGACCAGUUCCCCCCGCCCGAGACCUGGGGGAGCCUCUAGAACAGAGAGGGGAGGGGAGAGGAGGAGGGGGCAACGGGACUGGCCACUGGCUAGCCUGGGCAGGAGGCUGUGGUGGCCGAGGACACCCUUUGUCCCCAUGGCCAUAUCCCCUGUGCCUGGUGCUUCAUCCCUCACCCCUGUGCCCCCCUCCUUCCGUAACCCCUCCCCUGCUGAGCCAAACCCAGCAGGAGGCUGGGCCUGGGUUUGCACUGCUGGGGACUUCACCACAGGUGGGAGCCUGCCGCAGGGGAGCGCUGUGGCCCUGGAAGGACUUGGGGUCCUUGGGUGAAGCAUGGCUGCCGGGCAGGGGCCGGGACCUCAGGCCCAGCCCGACCCCAGCCUAGGGGGGGGGGUCAUCCCCGCCCGUCUCUUAUGCCUUAUGGGAAGGCCCAGCCAUAACUGGGAGCCACGCUGGAGCCAGGAACCAGCUUAGGCCUCCUCCAUAGGAACUGGGUAACUGUGGGUGGUGAGGCCUGCACCCCCAGCUGUUUGCACUCUCUGGUGUGUGGUUUGACUCAGCUUUUAUUUCUGAGUGGCCCUGUGGUCACCAUCUCAGGGGGCCCAGUUGGGGGAGCCCCACCUGUCUCCUCCUCCUCCUGGGGGUCUCCCUCUACAGGCCUGGCCCCUUUGCUCUCAGGCCUCCUGAGGAGCUGUGGGGGCCGUGCAACUGCUGGCCCAAGGGUAAUGCCAGAGGCAGGUGGCCCCACUGGGGGCCCCAGGACUCUGGCCCAGGGAGGGCCUGCACUGGUUCUCAGAGUCCCCUUCAUUCCUGGGCCUCUGCUGGGCCUCCUGUGGGUGUCUCGCCUCUGUCCAUCUGUUUAUGGGCAGGAGUGGUCAGUGUGUGAGUGAGAGCAGGAGUAUUUAUGGAAAUAAAAUGUCCUUUUUCCUGGA